Molecule: messenger RNA, 1690 nt
Organism: Mycena citricolor
Lineage: Eukaryota; Fungi; Basidiomycota; Agaricomycetes; Agaricales; Mycenaceae
Source: the annotation of a GenBank genome assembly
AGAACGAAGCCAAUGUCGUUUGACGUGAAUGCAUUGGGGACGAGGUCGUAGCAUUGAAUGUGCUCGAGACGUCUCGAUUUGACAGGCCUUGCUUGAUCUUCUCACCCUCCAUGUCAUCUGACUCGUCCUCCUCAUCCUCUUCUGCGUCCUCCAUCUCCACGUCAGAUUCAUAGUCGCUAGCCGUGUUUCUGCCCAACAGGAUAUCUACGUCCGUCCAGUCCUGAGCUGACACCGUUGAGACUGUGAGAAGACUGGCAGGACGCUCUGAACGCAGCGGCUCUGGGUUCAACAAUUGGCUGAUCGAAAUGCGGGCUGCCUGUGGGCUCCGGGAUGCAUCGACUGCAUAAAGGGAAGACGGGAUACUGUUGGGAGCGAUAGGACGAGCCAGUGGUAUGGAUGGCGGCAAAAGGUCCUACAGAGCUCGUCAGCAAACGGAAUGGUAAAAGACUGGAUGAGCACAGCGUGUUUGCCUUUCCAGACCGCAGUAUCUGGGUAUAUGGCCCUCUCGCACGUAUUCACUGCUACAACACCACAAGACACUGCGUCAAGCUGGGUGCCGUGCGUCAACCCAUCAGCUUCGACUGAAAAGGUGCUUUCAAACCGACGCUGGACCCAAUGCUGAAGGCCUUGAAGCAGUUUCUUCGAAAUUGGGUAGCGGAGAUUCUCUGGCAUGGAGUCGCCUAAUUGCCAAAUCUUGUGUCCUUUAAAAUCGAUGCAUCCUGCCACCCAGUGUUCAUCGCUCACAUUGGUGAUGAAAACCAGCCGAUCCUUCUUGCCCUCACUCACAAGUUUCUCGUACCUUGCUAACAGUGGCACCGUCCUCCUCAAAUACCCUUCCUUGUCCCCCUUCACGACAUCCUUCACAAAUGACAUCGGUGCAACAAUGCUCUUGCAUGCUUUUUCAUCAUCCACAUCAGCCUCGACGCGCACUCGCAGACUCUCCAUCAUGAUGUCCAUGUUUGUUGUUCGCAGCCACACGGACGAAACGAACUCUUUCAGAUCGGCAGUCGUUGUGGUGUUCUGGAUGAAGCUGAGGGGUACAGCCCACCCAACGCGUGUCAUUGAGCCAAUCCAUCCCGCGCUUCCACUGGACCUGGAUCCCAUGCACUUCCGCCAGUCUCUGCCACAGAGUCAGAGUGUACAACAGCAAGCCCAUGCCUGCCCAAUCUUGCGGGACAGCAUAUCGAGAAGCAUUUUAUGCGGGACGGUGCGAUCGGCAAGACGUGCGACAUCACAUGUGGGCUCCUCGUUGCUGAACCACAAUGGGCUCUCGGCAUGUACGAGAAUGGAGGAGAUUCGAGGCAAUGGCAGAUGGGCAAAGCUGCUGAUCGCUAGACUGGAUGGCGGGAGGAUUUCGGCAGCCUGGGCUGGCGGCGGCGUUAGAACUCGAUUCUUUUCUCGUAUGACUUCCCAGGGAAUAUCGUUGUGCCAUUUCUUUUUCUGCCCAAUCCAUACAUUUGCAUCGAAGGGUAUAUCAUCUCCGAUAGUGAUGACAGUUGUCAUCUGGGUGGCCUGGUACUUGCAGAGGGAGUUUGCGACAGUGUCGGCAACGACUGGAGCAAUGGGAGCGAAAAUCGACGGUGGUCAAUGGCGAUCGAUCAAUUAGGGGAAACAUUUUCAAGCAAAAUCGGUUCAAAUCACUCUAGUUACUCUAGAUAUAGCAAGGUAUUGUUGGGAAUCAAACAAGUGA